Messenger RNA from Macroventuria anomochaeta, 1451 nucleotides. Its product is annotated as MFS general substrate transporter. Gene Ontology annotation, biological process: pantothenate import across plasma membrane. Gene Ontology annotation, cellular component: plasma membrane. NCBI's taxonomy places the organism in Eukaryota, Fungi, Ascomycota, Dothideomycetes, Pleosporales, Didymellaceae. The transcript has 8 exons. The coding region runs from base 75 to 1448 and encodes 457 amino acids. The record is from RefSeq and is a predicted model, not a curated record. Gene Ontology annotation, molecular function: pantothenate transmembrane transporter activity.
UGCUGUGAAAGACGAUGUUUGUAUCACAGAAUCGUGCUAUAGGGUAUUCGAGAUUGAGUACCUCUCUGAGCACGAUGGCAGGAUUGAGUGUUGAGAGGCGUCUGGUUCGCAAGCUUGAUUGCUUCAUUCUGGUGUAUUGCUGCGCAGCGUACUUCUUUAACUACUUAGAUCGUUCUGCCUUCGCGAAUGCAUAUGUCUCUGGGCUCAAGGAGUCCCUCCGUCUCGAAGGCAACCAAUACAGCAUCCUGGUUGCCAUGUUCACUGCAGGUGCCUGUGUUGGUCAAAUUCCACACGCCCUCAUCAUCCAGAAAGUCGCACCUCGCUUCUGGCUCCCAUUCACCCUUCUAGUCUGGUCUGGCUUGACCAUAUGCUGCGCUGCAUGCAAAACGUACGAGCAGCUCUGCGCAGUCCGCUUCUUCCAAGGUUUCUUCGAGUCAAGUCUGUACAGUGGCACGAUUUACAUCCUGGGCUCCUGGUACAAGCCUUUGGAGAUCGCGAAACGGACUGCUAUCUUCACUGCGGUUGGCCAGAUCGGUAGCAUGUUCGCAGGAGUCAUGAUGACUGCCAUGAAUCAAGGUCUACAUGAUCAGACAGCACUUGCAGGUUGGCAAUGGGUAUUCAUCAUCAAUGGCGCAAUGGGCAUCCCAUUCGGUAUCUUCGGCCUGGCUUUCUUCCCCAAUCUUCCCGAAUCAACCAACGCCCCCUACCUCAGCAAGGAAGAGAUUCAAUUCGCCAUUGACCGUCUCCCACCAAAGAAGAACUGGGGCCAUGACAUUAGCAUCAAGUCCCUCUGCAAGCGACUGUUCGUUUCACCAAACUUAUACAUCCUAACUUUGUACUCGAUCAUCGGAUGUGCGCUUGAGGCGAUCGUGCUGCAAGGGCUCUUCUUGCUCUGGAUGAAGGCCAACAUCGAGAAGUUUCCGUCUUACGCUACGACCACCUACCCGCUCGGUAUUCAAGCCGUAUCAAUCGUCUCGAACAUCGGUGCUGGGUAUGUGAUCGACAUGACAAACCGACGCAUACCCAUGGUCAUACUCGCUGGCACAUUGCAGCUCUUAGUCGCCAUCCUCUUACUCAUCCCUAACCUCUCUACUGCCGGAACGUUCUUUGCAUUCUACCUCGCUGGCACUUCGUAUAUUGUCAACCCCAUCUUGUACGGCUGGGCAAGUGUCAUCUGCCAGCGCGGCGGUGAUGACGCAUCGCGCUCGGUCAUUCUCUAUGUCAUGAGCAUGGUGCAGUCGAUACUGUACACGUUCUGGGGCAUUGCGUUGUAUCCGGCGACUGAUGCGCCGUAUUGGCAGAAGGGAUACAUCACGAUAAUUGUGGUUGUGUUUGCUUUUUUUGCUUGCACGGCUGCUGUACAAUGGCUGGACAAGAAGUCGCAACAAGCAGCUAGCGAAGAGCAGGAGCAGGUGACGAACGUCAGUGAGGCCAGUGGACUGGGAUAAGCG